GUGACAUAAGCGUUAACGACAAUAAUAUAACCUCGUUCGAUACUAAAAAGUAUUUAUUUAACUAAAAGUUUUAACUCAAUACUGUUAAAGUUUACAGUGUUGUAGAAAACGAUCAUUUGUAUUUCUUGAAGUAAUUUAUAUAAAGUUAAAAUGGCAGAUUCAUUAAAAUUGCAAUUGCAAUUUGCUGGUGGUGCAGAAUUACUGUUUGAUAAAAUUAAAAAGCGAGAAAUAGUGUUGCCAGAAUUAAUUAAAUUAUUCCCGGAAUGCACAGAUAUUAAAUGGACUAUUAAACAUUUAUUAGUUUGGAUUAAAGAUAAUUUAUUAAGAGAAAGACCAGAGUUAUUUCUACAGGGUGAUUCCGUGCGGCCAGGUAUAUUAGUGUUAAUAAAUGAUGCAGAUUGGGAAUUAUUUGGAGAAUUAAAUUAUGAAUUACAGAAUAAUGAUGUUAUAAUGUUUAUAUCUACAUUACAUGGAGGAUAAAAAA
Papilio polytes (common Mormon) is the source of this 484-nucleotide messenger RNA. It is a transcript of the gene Urm1, whose product is annotated as ubiquitin-related modifier 1 homolog. Gene Ontology annotation, cellular component: cytoplasm; nucleus. Gene Ontology annotation, biological process: protein urmylation; tRNA thio-modification. The transcript is spliced from 3 exons. The coding region runs from base 151 to 480 and encodes 109 amino acids. NCBI's taxonomy places the organism in Eukaryota, Metazoa, Arthropoda, Insecta, Lepidoptera, Papilionidae. The record is from RefSeq and is a predicted model, not a curated record. Gene Ontology annotation, molecular function: protein tag activity.